Molecule: messenger RNA, 1146 nt
Organism: Fusarium mangiferae
Lineage: Eukaryota; Fungi; Ascomycota; Sordariomycetes; Hypocreales; Nectriaceae
Exons: 1
Coding region: 1-1146 (381 amino acids)
Molecular function (GO): nucleotide binding
Source: RefSeq, a predicted model, not a curated record
AUGGCUGUUCCUAAAGACGUCACCCCUGCACUGCGUGUAGCGGUAGUUGGUAUAGGCUUUGGUGCCGAGUUUGUUCCAAUUUAUCAAGCCCAUCCAAGAGUUGCGUCGGUAGCUCUAUGCGACACAGACCCCAUUGUACUGGAAAAUGCUUCGGAGAACUUCAAGAUAGCGGAGGUCUACACAAGCCUUGACGAUGUUUUGGCUGAGCAACAUAUCGAUGCCGUACACCUCGUCACGCCGAUCCCACAGCACGCGAAGCAAACUAUCCAAGUCCUGCGAUCAGGCAAGCACUGCGCUUGUACGGUACCAAUGGCGACCUCAAUCGAAGAUUUGGAGGCUAUAAUUGCAGCCCAGAAAGAGUCGGGAAAGACCUACAUGAUGAUGGAGACUGCCGUCUACACGCGAGAAUUCCUCAUGGUUCGAGAUCGUUACCAGCGCGGUGACUUCGGUUCCAUCUCCUUCGCCCGUGGUGGCCAUAUGCAAGACAUGGAAAACUGGCCCAGCUACUGGAAGGGACUGCCUCCUCAUCACUACAUGACUCACGCUAUCUCUCCAAUUCUAUGCCUCCUGGGCAAGCAGGUCGAUAAAGUCCACUGUUUUGGGUCUGGCCAACUCCCGCUAUCUCAUCAGGCACAGUACAGUAAUGCCUUCCCCGUCGAAACUGCUAUCUUUCGGCUGGAUGAUAGCCCAGUUGCAGUCGAGGUCACCCGGGCAUUGUUCAAUACUGUACGCCCAUAUAGCGAGUCCUUUGCAAUAUACGGGGACAAACUAGGCUUUGAGUGGCAGCAGAUCGAGGAAGAGAAGCCCCUCAUCUUCUGUUUGCCUCCUUCCAUUAAUCGUCGUAACCGGGAUAUUGAGCAUGAAGCAGUUGAGCCGGCAGACCGGGCCGAUUUACUUCCUCCUGAGCUUGGUCGCUUCACCCAGUCGGCGGUCUUUGAGGACGGAAACCAUCUUUCAUUUGUGCAAGGAAGUGGCCAUGGGGGAUCUCAUCCUCACCUCGUACACGAAUUUGUGACCAGUAUCCUCCAGGGGCGCAAGCCAGUCAUCGACGCCAUUGUUGGUGCCCAAUGGACAGCACCGGGUAUUGCAGCACAUCAGUCGGCCAUGGAAGAUGGUAAGGCUGUAAAAGUGGCCAAGUUCACUUAG